Marchantia polymorpha subsp. ruderalis is the source of this 1769-nucleotide messenger RNA. The record is from the annotation of a GenBank genome assembly. NCBI's taxonomy places the organism in Eukaryota, Viridiplantae, Streptophyta, Marchantiopsida, Marchantiales, Marchantiaceae.
AGUUUUCCUUGGAUUUAACAAGGGGAGAGCUUAUCAAUGUCGUUGCGCCGCCGCCGCUGGAGCACAGAUUGCUAACUGACAAGUCGAGCUCGAGAGAGGAAAUUGUCAUCUCAGAUGAGGAAAGAGAGCAACUUGCUAGCAGUCUGUCAGCAUUUUUUCUUAAGCUAAAACAGGGUGAGAAUGUUUUGGCAUCGAUAACCAUUGGUCAGCGCUCGUUGACUUCAAUUUUGAUUUUGAUCUCGAUGUACACGAUAGGACGAAUCUGAUAGCCGCCACAAUACGCCAGAUCUACUCGAAGAUGUUCGUUUCGUCGCCCAGUUAAUUUCACAAGGCAGGAAGGUCCAGGCAGGCAGCAAUGAACAGAUUCAACUUCGAGCUAGCGUUCGUAGAAUUUUGAGACCUUUCGCCAGUAGCGUUCCCAGCUCUGAGCCAGUUGUGUACAAGGGUGCAAAGAUGGACUAAUGGAUUCAAUGGAGAAGUGCGAUCCACAGCUAAUCUCCACGUCGCCAAUAGAUACCCUUAUAGUGGAAACAUGUCAUACACCCCGGUCCUGGCUACCCACAGCUUGGUGGAUGGCAUGACGGAGGUCCAGUACUCUGCGGGAUCUUUUCUAACGAUGGAGCAGGUCCUGCUCAGGAAUUACGAGUUGGCUGGCGCUUUUCUCAACGUUGUCAGAGAGAAGACACAAACCAAUACGGACGACAGCGUGGUACCUGCUGUGUUGAAAUAAAGUUGGUGUUCUUGGCUGCUGCGAAUGAAGAAUUCACAAUGAACGAGCUUGAAGAUAUAUCGGGGGCAGAGAUCUACCAUUGUUCAAGGGACGACGAUGGCAAAUUCAAAGAAGGGCUGUGUGCCAGGCUCAGAAGGCACACAUCUCAGCUUGGUUGCUGGAAACAUCUGAUUAGUGGGAGGCCACCUACAACGGAGGAUGCAGAGAGGCUCCUGGAGGCGAAUGUCAUGGAGGUGCUGGCGCUUUUGACGUUGUGGUACCAGGACCCGUUUCAUUUCCAACUCUCCUACGAAUCAGUCCUAGAUCCAGAGCUCAGAAUGUCUUAUUUGCCAUGUAUGACACCUGUCUUAGGUCAUGUCGAGUACUUCGUGCCCCCCCAAUGUAGAUGAGAACCAAAUGUACUCUCAUGUACCCGACCCGUUUGAGAAGCGUACUGCAUUAGUGACGGUGGUAGCCCAUAAAAAAUCAGAGGUGCUGGAACGCCGGUUACUAUGGGGAGGUCCCUCUGGUCGUGUCAAUGACACUCCCUCUCGGAAUACCGUAUAACAUAGAGAGUGAUGCAUGUAGAAGGAAUCGCUUGAUUGUACCAGCGUGUGCACUUCAGAUCUUCGGUAUGGUCUUCACAUGUUGUUAUGGACAUAUGCAGUCAGAAACACUGAAGAGUAGUCAAUAUGGACGAUCUUCACGAGUUAGAGAUCCAGGGUGGGUAAGGUAUGUAGUAUGUGACAAGCCUGAGAGAUUGCUCAAUGUACCGUAAAGGCUGUGCGAUAUGAGAUGCGUUAUGGGGUCUGGUCAUUACAGUUCAAGUGCCUGAGUCUAUUGAAGUAUUGGCAGGGAUCUUCAUCUUGGGAAUUAUGCCCCAAUUCCUGGAGAAGAGAACAGAUUAUAGGGGGUUAGAUGUUGAGGAGAGGAUGUUUCCAUUUUCUUCGGGAGUUCAAUGCAUACGGACCAUAUCCAUCAAUCAGCAUUGCAGUAAGAGCCACAUAAAGUGCAAACCCAGAUGAAACAAGCAUCUUCAGUUCAAUGUUGAAAGAAUCAA